AUGAAUCCAACUCUGCAUCAUGGCCAAGUCCCUGCUUAUCAGACAUUCCCGCCAGCUAACGUUGCUGGCCGCCCCGCUGAUCUACACCCACGGGCAGAAACAAGGAGCAGUUUUUUCACUGAGGAAGACCUGUAUCUCAUGAGCACUCCAGUCAAGGGAAUAGAUUUACAGGUGUUGAAAAUGAGUGAACGAAAAUGUUUCCUCGUCAAGAAGGCGCAGGAUAAGCUUUUAGGCGAGAUGCGGUAUCGAUUCUCGACCCUCCUGGCUUUAUCCCUGGGCGUGUACCGUUUCUUAAGCGUGGUCCUCGGCAUUAUUCUGGUCUUUCUAUGGGGGAUCAUUUUUGCCAUCAUCAACUUCGUUACGGUGUACAUCUUCCAGCCCACCAUCAAGCUCUGCUUCAUCCUGAUUCGGCCGAUUCACAUGCUCUAUAAGGCUCUGGUGCGUUCUUUUAUGGACCCAUUGUGGGAGUCCGUCGGCCUGAUCUACUCCCGAGUGAGGGGUAGGGUCGCACUCAACCUGACGGGCCUCCCUCAGAAAGAGCCGAUCCUUCAACCCACAAUCGAGGAAGUGUAA
Acanthaster planci (crown-of-thorns starfish) is the source of this 573-nucleotide messenger RNA. RefSeq names its product caveolin-1-like. Gene Ontology annotation, molecular function: molecular adaptor activity. Gene Ontology annotation, cellular component: caveola. Lineage: Eukaryota; Metazoa; Echinodermata; Asteroidea; Valvatida; Acanthasteridae. Gene Ontology annotation, biological process: caveola assembly. The record is from RefSeq and is a predicted model, not a curated record.